UCAGUCGAUUUUUGAACCCGUCUCAAACGUACAAAAAAUUGGUAGUGUUUUCGGUAAAGUGUUUUAACAAAUAUCUAUCAAGAUGGUUUUCAAUGUGAUGAUCCAACUAUGCAAAAUCACACGGGCUAGUAAACUGUUUCAAAGGAAUUUCUAUUUACCGCUCCUGAAGCCGCUUUCACCGAAAGAUGCCCUCCGGAGGAAAAUUCUCACCGGCCAAAAUGUCCUCGGAUCUAGAAUUGAGCAUUACAUUCCGGUUUUGGAAGAAUAUUUGAUGAGGUUGCAACGACGCAAAUACGCAGUCAAGGGUGCUGGGAAAAAACGAUUACGGAAGAAGUCAAGCAUGAGAUAUUUAAUGCCGCUUUUUGAUGAAAAUAUGGAAAAUCAUGACAGGCUCAUACAUCUGCUGGCUAGGAAAUCGAAGGGGAAGGGUCAAUGUUACACUUACUAUGUUCCUGAUAAGGACUGCACUUUGGUGUUUACCUAUCAGUUGGAGAGGGCUAUCAGAGAUAAGGAAAUUCUUGAUGUUGUGAUAGCACAAAGAAGCGAGAAAAUUGUUGUUAAAUUGAAGGAUGGCACUAAAGUUACUCUACCGUUGUUGACUUAUGAUGGGCGGGCUCCAUUUUACCGGGGCGAAGGUUGGACGAAGAAAGACAUGGAGGAGUAUCACCAUCAUGGGAAGGAAACCAUGUCCAUUGCUCGGCUCUUCGAAGCUAAAGAACAAGGUCUGGACGAAUGGGAAUUAGAAAUGAUGCGAAUUGCGAAUAAAAGGAAGAAGAAGAUGAAAGGUGAAGGAACAGCUGAUUGGAAACAGAUGAUGACUGCGACUGUCGCAAAUAUGGAUUGGGAUGACUUCGAGGAAGAAACUAAACAAAUAGUUGAACAAAUCAAUGAACCUGUGGAAGACGAGCCGAUUCCCAUGAAAAUAGACAGUAUGGAAAAAACCAAAUUUGUGAACGAGAAACUUAAAGAAGCUGGUGAUGAAAUAAUGUCGCUUCUGCCAACAAUGCCCGAAAUUCCCGAAUGUGUGAAAGUCAUGCGAGAAGGUUCGCUCUCAGAAAUCGCCAAUAUCUCUGGAAUGUCUUUGAAUUUGCCCUCUUCUGGCAAGGACCGCUUCGUCCCGGGCCAGGUCGUGUCAUCGGAGGAAGGCGAAUUGUUUGUUCCUGGUCAGACCGUUGAAACGGAAGAUGGCAGCUCGGAAUACACGCCUGGCUUCACUGUAAUUUUGGACAACGAGCCCACCCUCCUUCCCGGUUUGGUAAUGGGCGACGAUCCAAGCAAGCUUAUGUUCUUGCCAGGAGAGUCGACGAUAACUGAGACCGGCGAGCUGCAGUUCGCCGAAACCGAAGACGAUAUCAGGAAGGACUCGCUCGCCUUGUUGCCCGAAGUCGAGGAGGUGGAAGAGGUCGAGUUAGAGGAGGAGCAAAACAGCGAGGAGGAGAAGGAGGAGGAACGCCCGAAGCCGCCCCCUAAACGCGAAAAGAAAGAGCUCAUUUACGAACGGCCCAAACGUGUGUACGCUACUGAAAGUAUGGGUCCUAAACGUCGCGAACGGUCAAAAAAAGCGCCGCCAAAGGAAGAACCAAAGCCGGAACCGCCGCCGGCGGUGGUACGAGUGCCUGGUGAGCCGAUUUUGUACGAUAUGACAGUACCGACUUUCGAGAAGGACCUGUUGGAACAAGAAAAGGAGCGCGUGGAGAAUUUCAACAACAAAAAGGCGAAGGAGGAAGUGGACAUCGACAAGAAGCGAAGGGAGAUCAGGAUCAAACUAAAACAGUUCGUAGAUCGUAAGCCCCCUCCACCAGUGUACGAACCUUUAGAACCGGUGAAGAAGAGCGAGAAGCUUAAAGAACUGGAGAAGAACAUCAAGAAAGGAAAGUUUUUCGAUGUAGACUAUAAGAAGUACUUGAACAAGGAAUACCCUCAGCCCUUCAUGUGGAAUAAAAUGCACGAGUACAGACACACGUUCGAUUCGGUGGGGAUAAUGCGUCACCGAGUUUGGAAGUCGGUCAUUUAUUCAUUACCGUUCAAGCAAAUAAACGAAAUGGUGCUCAACGUCAAGAUAUCCCUCUGCAAGAUCACCGCCGCUAGCAAACUCUUCCAAAGAAAUUAUUACCUUCCACUCUUGAAACCACUCUCGCCCAAAGAUGCCCUUCGUAGGAAAAUCAUCACGGGCCAGAACAUUCUAGGUGCAAGAAUAGAACACUACAUCCCCGUCCUCACCACCCAUGAAGAAAAAAGUUCGGAACGCAAAAAGAGAGGCAAAGGGACACCCGUCAUUAAGAAAAGAAUCCGAAAGCAUGAAAGCAUGCGAUAUGUCGAACCUUUCUUGGACGAAAAUAUGGAAAACCACAUGCUACUACAGAGUAUCCUCAACCGAAAACCUAAAGGCACGGGCCAACACUACACUUACGAAAUCUUGGACAAGGGUUGCACCCUUGUUGUCUCCUGUCAGAUGGAGAAAGCUAUCAAAGAUAAAGAAAUAAUUGACGUCACCAUGGCACAAAGAAGCGAAAAGAUCCUAGUGAAACUGAGCAACGGCCUCAAAGUCACUGUUCCCGUCGCCAGUUACAACGGCAAUGCCCCUUUGUACCGAGGCAGUGGCUGGACAAAGGAAACAACAGAGGAAGAACAUCACCAUGGCAAGGAAACAAUGUCCAUUGCAAAAUUAUUCGAGGCCAAAGAGUCAGGCGUUGAAGAAUGGGAACUGGAAAUGAUGCGACUUGCAAACAAACGAAAGAAGAAAGUUAAAGGUGAAGACUCUGUCGACUGGAAGCAGAUGAUGUCAGGCUGUCUCGAAAACAUGGAUUGGGACAAAUUUGAAGAAGAUACUAAACAAAUUGUUGAAGAAGCCAGCGAAAUCGUCGAAGAGGAAGACAUCCCGAUGUCAGUCGAUGACAUGGAAAAAACUAAAAACGUAGGGGACAAACUCAAACAGGGUGGAGAAGAAAUUCUAUCACAGUUACCCACAAUGAAGGAAAUCCCAGAAGUCAUCAAGAUCCUAGAAAGUGGCGAGAUGUGCGAAUUACAGAAUGUUUCAGGCGUCAAGGUUAAAAUGAACAACGGCCGCACUUGUUUCAUUACAGGGCAGAUGGUGAAAAGUGACGAAAAUGAGGUCUUCGUACCGGGCCAAACGGUAGAAACAGAGGGAGGAAACUGCGAGUAUACUCCAGGUAUCACCAUUUACAUGGACAACGAGCCUACAUUGAUUCCUGGCUUGGUAUUUGGCGAGGAGGAACAACCCGCCAUGUUUUUACCUGGCGAGUCUACAAUUACCGAGAAAGGUCAAUUGAAGUUCGAGGUGACAGAGGACGACCUUCCGCCUAUAGAACACAAAAGAUUUUCGGAUUCCUCGCCAUCUCCGCCACCUGAACCCAAGCCAAAAGCCAAGCCAAAAAAACCCGAGGAGAUCGUCAUACGUCGGCGCGUUAUCGACGAACCAGAAGAACCAGUUCGCAAGGAACGAGUGAGAAAGAAACCACCAGUCAUAGAAAUGAAACCCAAAGAGGAACCUCGACGGGAAAUACAAUUCCGGCCGCAACGACAGCCACUUGAUGAUCCUUUGAUACUUCUGGAAGAGCAACGGUUAAAGAGAGAAGAAGAGGAGAAGAAGAGGCAGAAGGAACGCAUGGAAGAGAAAAUACUGAAGGAGGAAAGCAAAGUAGAUAAAAUUCGGAUGAGUAUUCGUAAGAAAUUUAAAGAAUUGAAGUUUGAAGCGCCGCCGCCUUACGUUCCCAUAGAACCAGUAAAGAAAAGUCAGAAGUUGGUCGAGCUGGAACGCAGCAUAAGAAAGGGCACUUUCUUCGAAGACGACAAAACCAAGGAAAUCCUAGAGAAGGCGCGAAGUGCGACGAGGAUGCUCAAGUACCAGCACGCUCUCAACGCUUAUACGAGUGAAUUCGGGAGAAUACGGUUCAAAAUGGUGAAUUACGUGUUGUCAUUUUGUAAGAUAACCGCCGCAAGUCGGAUUUUCUCGCGCAAUUUUUACCUGCCGUUGCUCAAGCCCUUGACCCCUAAAGAAGCCCUGCGAACGUUCCGAAUCACAGGUAAAUGGCUACUAGGCGCCAAAAUCCAACACUACAUACCGGUGCUACUAAACCACAAAAAGAAACGCUCCAGCAAAGUCAAAAAUUUUGGCAAAAAACCACACAAAGAAAUGGAGGAUUACACCUACAUGACUCCGGUUCUCGAUUCGGAUAACGAAAGCCACAAGCUUUUGCUCACAAUUUUAGACAGCAAAAAAGGAAAAGGCAACUUUGUUUACACGGUCGAUGAUAAAAAAUAUAACAUUGUUUUGCAAGCUGAGUUGGAAAAAGCCAUUCUAGAUGGUGACGUGAUUGACGUCCUAGUCUCACAACGUAACGACAAAAUGAUAGUUAAGCUUAAAAGCAUGAAAAAAAUCCCCAUGGAAAUUGAGUAUUACGACGGGGAAGGCAAGCUGUACUGUGGUGAAGGAGCGACCUGUCCCGAAGACGAGAAGUUUCACCACCACGGGAAAUAUACAAUGAGUUUGGCGAAAAUUUUUGAAGACAAGGAAUUGCAGGAAGAGAAAUGGGAGGAAGAAUUGAGACGUAUCAUGCGUCGGCGAAAGAGGCAAGCAAAGGAAGGUUCAAAAGAAUGGAAAGAAAUGAUGAAGGAAAGUAUUAAAAAUCUCGACUGGAAUAAAUUUGAAGAAGAGGCUAAGAAAAUUAUUGACGAAAUUGACGAACCAGCUCUUGAACAAAAUAUCGAUAUGGAAAUCGAUGAUUUGGAAUCGACGAAAAAUGUCAACGAAACGAUACUAAGGAAGGGUUCCGAAAUGUUGGACCAGCUGCCAACAAUGAAGGAGAUUCCCGAAAUUAUUAGAAACUUGGGUAGUGCCACUUUUGACGAAAUCGAAGUUGAAGAAGGUGAUGAGGAAAAUGGAAUAACUAAACGACGUGUAUCGGGUGUCAGAGUUACUUUGCCCUCUGGAAAAGAGUGUUUCAUAAGUGGGCAAAUGGUCCACACUGAAGAUGGCGAUGUUUUCGUCCCAGGCCAGACCGUCGAAAAUGAAUUUGGACUGGAAUACGCCCCUGGGAUUACCAUUAACGUUGAUAACAAACCGACUCUGAUCAGCGGCCUAAUUAUGGGCGAAGAAGAACACGACCCGAUGUUUCUGCCAACUCAAUCGACAAUCACAUCAGACGGUCAACUCACUUUUGCCACGACUGUCGAAGAGAGACCUAAACCGCAACCCGAGAGACAAAAAUUGAAGAAAAAACAACAGGAAGAAACAAUAAUUGAAGAAACCGCCGAAAUGAUGGAAGAAGAUGAAGCUGACGUCGACAGUAUUUCAUUGUCGGAAGAGAAAAGUUUGGACGUUUCGAGCAUCGAACUGAACAAUUCCGAAAUCGAAGAACUCGACAUCGAAGCUUACAGACUGAAACAGGAGCAGCAACGCCUCGAGAUCGAAAAACUUAAAUCGAUCCUGAUGGACGACGGCCUGGACGACAUCCUCGCAAGCAUCGAGGACAAGCGGGAGCAACUUCGCAAGAAACUGGAAGAACUGCGAAAAUUGAGCGUCGCAGCGGAGAACAGUCUUGUAAGUUACGUCAGUGAAAGCGACACGAUCGAACUAGCGUCCAAGAUAACCAGCGAUAAAGAAACUAUUAAUAGACUUUCGGAUAUUUUUAUGACAAUAACGCGGAGGGCAGCGACUUUCCGCGACAAAAAUAGCAUAAAUGCGGACAAUAUUAAUCAGGCUUACAUUUCUGUAAGUAACUUGUCCGAGGCGGACGUGAAAUUCAACAGUUCGCGCAACAAACUGAAAGUCAUGCUUAAAACAGCCGCGGUUGCGGCCAACGAUGUCUUUAAAACGCGCCCCAAAGACCAGAUUCUCGCCCUGAAUGCCAUUGGAGACAUUGUGGUCGAAGUGCUGAGGAAUGACGAUCAAACGCUUGCACAGCUCUUGGAUUUGAUGAAUACGCCCAUAGAACGAGCGGAAAUUUGCAAUGCGGUGUACAAACAGCUGACCCAGAACAUAACCGAUACGAAAAUAACUUUCUUGAACGACAUCAUCACGAACUUGUCGGCGUACGACGUCAUUGAUCGAGUCGAAAAGGUUCUCAAGAAACAAUCCGAAAUUAAAUGCGAGGCUUUUGUGAAAAUUGCCAAAGUUGACCCCGAAAUUAUAAACUAUUUGGUCAAGAAUGUCAAGAAGGGGGUGAUCAAGGUUAAGACUGAAGAAGACGCGAUCGAAUUACUGGAGGAGUCAAUCGAGGAAGCAACGAGAACUUUGAUGAAGGAAAAUUUGUCGCAUAUGGUGGAUGAGCUUGAAGAACUACAAGAAGAAGCAAUCAGUUUCGCCAGAGCCCUCGGAAUGGGGAAAGUGGAGGAGAUCCUCUCUGAAGCGACUGAUUUGGAUCAAAUAACCGAUAGCCGGGCUGUUGAGCUUUUGGAACGCACGAAUUUAAUCCGUCAGUUGGCCGAACGUGAUUUCUCACUGAAGAGUGCCCUGGAACGGAUCAAGAAAAAUCCGGAGCGUGGCCGUUCAGACCCUAGGAUUCGCCAGUUGAUACGGGAGAGCGCAGUUUUGAUAUCGAGGGGGCCCCAGUUGAGGAGUUCCCGCGAUGUUCCUUUGCAAAUGCUGAAGAAUCAGAACCUGCUCGCUAUUGAGGAUCUACUGAUUCAGAGAAUCAAAGUGGAGUUUCCGGUUUUGGUCAGCAGAGACACAUUACAAGCAGUUAUACCAAAAGAAGCAGCUCGAGGAGUGCUGUCGGGCCGCGUCCCGUAUGUCCUUAUCAAUGAAAACGGUGUAACGAGUAUAAAUCCAACGCGAAGAUUCUCGGCGGACGUGCGAAUUGACGAUUUUAGUGCGCGCGAGCGGUCCUCCGAAAGAGACGAUGACAGAAAGUACCUCCAGGCCAAGAGUAACGGCACCGACUUUUCCUGGGGCAGUCCGCGGAGCCGCCGAGCGAUGAGUUCCGGAAGCCUCUACAGAGGUUACACCGGGCCUAGGGCCUAGCAAUAUGCGGGAGGAAGAACUGGAGGUGGCCCUCAAGGUGGUGAUCGUGGGCAAUGGUGGAGUGGGCAAAUCUAGCAUGAUCCAACGAUAUUGCAAAGGCACUUUCACGAAGGACUACAAGAAAACGAUAGGAGUCGAUUUCUUGGAACGGCAAAUCGA
Molecule: messenger RNA, 7141 nt
Organism: Tribolium castaneum (red flour beetle)
Lineage: Eukaryota; Metazoa; Arthropoda; Insecta; Coleoptera; Tenebrionidae
Exons: 6
Coding region: 83-6982 (2299 amino acids)
Source: RefSeq, a predicted model, not a curated record